UUGCAAAUUUGCAUAAUCUAGCUUUUGAAAAAUCAAUUUAAUUUGGCUGUUUCACAGUGAGGAAUGCCUAUUUUAUGACUUGGGAUAUCUUAAAAUGGAGAACUUGCGACUUCGAAUAGACAGAGAGGAAGAUGAAUUAUUUUUUCAACCGAUUCGUUUAAGCUGGUAUAAACCACAAACAACACGUGAAAAUUAUUGUUGUUUAAGUGCUGUUAUUUGUGGGGUAUUAGCUUUGAUCUUUUUAAUUUGUGUAAUUGCUUUAGCUGUAAAAGUAAAUAAAAAAUCUGAAGUUAUAAAUUCUGAAGAUCUUUGUUUGACUUCACAAUGUUUAACAUCAGCUGCAACAUUAUUAAAUUCAAUGAAUAAUUCAGCGGAUCCAUGUGAAGAUUUUUAUUUGUAUUCCUGUGGAAAAUGGAUCAAGGAACAUAAAAUAAAUGAACUUCCAUCUGAAAGUUCAUUUUAUAAUUUACAAGACGAAAUUUACAUGACAUUAAGAGAUAUAUUAGACAAUUCUGAGGUAAAAGAUGCUCCUCAAUUUAUUAAAUCUUCAGUUAAUUUGUAUCGUUCUUGUUUAAAUUCAAAAAACAGUGAUAUAAACAACAACUUUUUACAAAUAAUGAAUGAAAUUGGAGGAUGGCCUCUUACCAAUGAAAGUUGGCAACCAUCUGAAGAUGUUUAUAAAUAUAUAGCUAAUGCUAUAUCAAUACUAAAGAUUGAACCGUUAUUUAAAAUUGAUGUAAAACCUGACGACAAAAAUACAACAUUAAAUAUUAUCAGUAUUUCUCAGCCUGAACAGAUAAAUAUAUCCGAUGUGAUAAUAUUUUUAGAAAAGUCAGUAAAAAUAAAUAUAACAGAUUAUAAGAAUGAUAUAGAAAAUAUGAAGAAAUUAGAUCAAAUAAUUAAGGGAAGAGGCAUACCGAUGGGUAGUCCCACAUCGGCGAUUCUAUGCGAGUUGGUCUUACGGCAACUCGAAAACAAAAUUCUACCCGAAUUCCAACACCUUAUCAUUUUGUACGCCAGAUACGUCGACGAUAUAUUCAUCUUGUGGCAACGAAAACCUAACCUACAGCAAUUUUUGGAUAGGAUCAAUAAUAACCCUUACGGUUUAUUACCACAAGUGGACCAGGAGAGUGAUAGUAUUGGAAGAGGCAUACCGAUGGGUAGUCCCACAUCGGCGAUUCUAUGCGAGUUGGUCUUACGGCAACUCGAAAACAAAAUUCUACCCGAAUUCCAACACCUUAUCAUUUUGUACGCCAGAUACGUCGACGAUAUAUUCAUCUUGUGGCAACGAAAACCUAACCUACAGCAAUUUUUGGAUAGGAUCAAUAACAACCCUUACGGUUUAUUACCACAAAUGGACCAGGAGAGUGAUAGUAUUGUAAAUUUUUUGGACAUUUCCAUCGCUUGCAGACAGGGAGAAAUCAAGACCGGCAUAUACAGAAAACCAUGCUAUCAACCCACUUUAAUUCCGCAUAAUUCAAUCGAUCCGCAUCACAUCAAAUUGGCAGCCUUUAGGUCCUGGAUAAAAAGGGCUUAUACACAUUGUUCUAGUAUAAAAGACACGAUGGCAGAGCUAAACUACAUUCUAAAGAUUGCGGAACAACAGGGAUAUCAAAAGGAAAUCAUAAAGAAUCUUAUUACAACCUUCCGAACAACUAAACAAUGA
Molecule: messenger RNA, 1666 nt
Organism: Centruroides sculpturatus (bark scorpion)
Lineage: Eukaryota; Metazoa; Arthropoda; Arachnida; Scorpiones; Buthidae
Exons: 10
Coding region: 95-1666 (523 amino acids)
Biological process (GO): proteolysis
Molecular function (GO): metalloendopeptidase activity
Source: RefSeq, a predicted model, not a curated record